AUGCAGAUCAAAGACCUCCUCACCGUUCUCGCGAUACCCGCCGUGGUUCUCUCAGCAGCUAUCCCCCAGGAUCCCACUGAGAUUCCCGACUGGGAGAAUGGUAGCCAGGAGGACAUUGUUGGUGGAUCAGCCGCAGCCGCUGGCGAAUUCCCCUUCAUUGUCUCCCUCCAGCGCAGCGGAAGCCACUUCUGUGGUGGAACACUUCUCAACGCCAACACUGUCCUCACUGCUGCUCACUGCGCGGUCGGACAGACAGCAUCCAGCCUCACCAUUCGCGCUGGCUCUUUGAGCCGUACCUCAGGUGGCGUUACCGCCCGCGUUUCUUCCAUCAAGGUCAACCCCGGCUACACCGCAUCUACCUACAACGGUGACCUUGCUAUCAUGAAGCUCGCCACCUCCAUCCCAACGAGCUCCACCAUCUCGUACGCUGUGCUUCCCGCAUCGGGAUCUGACCCUGCCGCCGGAACUACCCUUACCGUCGCUGGCUGGGGUACUACUUCGUCAGGCGGUCAAUCGCUCCCCACCAACCUCCUCAAGGUUGACGUACCUGUUGUCUCUCGCAGCUCUUGCCAGGCUUCUUACGGCACAUCGGCCGUCACCACUCAGAUGUUCUGCGCUGGUCUGACCCAGGGUGGUAAGGAUUCUUGCCAGGGUGACUCUGGCGGCCCUAUCGUCAACAAGUCCACCAAGGUCCUUGUCGGUGCUGUUUCCUGGGGUGAGGGCUGCGCUGCCCCCAACGCACCUGGUGUCUACGCCAACAUUGGUCAGGCUACGCUCCGUAGCUUCGUGGCUGCCAACUUGUAA
Alternaria postmessia is the source of this 804-nucleotide messenger RNA. RefSeq lists its product as uncharacterized. The coding region runs from base 1 to 804 and encodes 267 amino acids. Gene Ontology annotation, molecular function: serine-type endopeptidase activity. The transcript has 3 exons. Gene Ontology annotation, biological process: proteolysis. Lineage: Eukaryota; Fungi; Ascomycota; Dothideomycetes; Pleosporales; Pleosporaceae. The record is from RefSeq and is a predicted model, not a curated record.